AACAUAUUUUCUCUGACACACGUCUGCAGGAACUCAAAGGCCGCAAACUCAGAUAGUCAGUCAUCAUGUCAGACAGAGGUGCAUUUGAUACCAAUGUGGUGACCCUCACCAGGUUUGUUUUGGAAGAGGGCAGAAAAGCCAAAGGGACAGGAGAACUUACAACCCUUCUGAACUCCAUGUGCACAGCCAUCAAAGCAAUUUCUACUGCUGUCAGAAAAGCUGGUAUUGCCCAUUUAUAUGGAAUUGCCGGGAGCACAAAUGUAACAGGAGACCAGGUUAAAAAGUUGGAUAUUCUGUCCAAUGAUCUGGUUGUUAACAUGAUCAAGUCCUCUUUCACAUCAUGUGUUUUGGUGUCUGAGGAAGAUGAAAAAGCCAUUAUUAUAGAAUCAGAAAGAAGGGGCAAAUACGUGGUUUGCUUUGACCCUCUGGAUGGUUCCUCAAACAUUGAUUGCUUAGCUUCUAUUGGGACAAUUUUUGCAAUCUACAAGAAGGACACUGAUGAUGAGCCCUCAGAGAAAGAUGCCCUACGGAGUGGAAGAAACCUUGUGGCCGCUGGUUAUGCCCUCUAUGGCAGUGCCACUAUGCUCGUUCUUUCCACAGGUCAAGGAGUCAACUGCUUUAUGCUUGAUCCUGCUAUCGGUGAAUUCAUACUUGUUGACCGGGAUGUGAAGAUUAAGAAGAAGGGAAAGAUCUAUAGUCUCAAUGAAGGCUACGCACAGUAUUUCUAUCCUGAUGUCACAGAAUAUAUCCAAAAGAAGAAAUUCCCAGAGGAUGGCAGUUCACCCUAUGGAGCGCGCUAUGUAGGUUCCAUGGUUGCUGAUGUGCACAGGACACUUGUUUAUGGUGGAAUUUUCCUGUACCCUGCUAAUGUCAAGAGCCCCAAGGGCAAGCUACGGCUGUUGUAUGAGUGCAACCCAAUGGCCUUCAUCAUGGAGCAGGCUGGAGGUAUGGCAACAACGGGAGCCAUGAAUGUUCUGGACAUCAAACCUGACACAAUUCACCAGAGGGCUCCCGUGGUGAUGGGCUCUCCUGAUGAUGUGCAGGAAUAUAUCUCCAUCUUUAAGAAACAUGCCAAAUAAGAUGCAACAAGAUGACCAUCUUUUGCCAUCUUCUACAGCUAUUAUCACCUCACCAUGUGAAACUAAUGACAAGACAUUGGUUACAAGUUUAUAGUUUCAUUUUCAUGAAUGUUUGUGCUGGGUUUAUUUUGUACUUUUAUAUCCCCAGUUAUGUGAUUUGUAAUGUUAUGAUAAGUAAAUAUUUCAAUGUUAUAUAUUUUACAGUGACUAAUAUUUUCAGUUUGCUUUAAAAAUAAAGUUGCAUUGCUUCAUUAUG
Molecule: messenger RNA, 1335 nt
Organism: Misgurnus anguillicaudatus (oriental weatherfish)
Lineage: Eukaryota; Metazoa; Chordata; Actinopteri; Cypriniformes; Cobitidae
Source: RefSeq, a predicted model, not a curated record